AUGAGAAAGGCCAAAACUUCUUCUUCAAGAAAAAAUCAUAUCCGCAUUGAACCUAAUGUUGGUAUGAAUGAAGAUGGCUUCGUUGCGACAAAUGUUGCUGAUAAUGCUAAAGCUUAUGGAACCGUCAAUAAACCUAUAUCCAUUACUGCCUUGAGUAAAUCUAGCAUGAUUGUUACUGAUAGAGACGGUAUUGAUAAGAACAUUCGUGUGUUGAUCUCUCAAGUUUUGGGGAUUGAACCCAAGACAAAUGUUGUGUCGAAUUCCUCCACAUCCUUGGCCCAACCGGACAAUAAUACUGAGAACCCCAUAAAUAAUCCUGAUAUAAAAAACCUUAUUGAUCAACCCAUUGACAUUGUUAAUAUUGAGGAUUUAGACUCUGAUGAUGUCCCUAUCGGGAAAAGACUGGCUUAUGGCAUAGCUAAAAGGUUGAAGAAUAGGAAAGGUCAAGUUGUUGGGUCCUCCAACGCUCCUUCUAAAUCUGUCAUAAAGAAGGCUAAUGUUGGUCCCACUAAAAGAUGGAGCAAGGUGGUUACUCCUACACCUAAGAAGAAGUCUCUGAAAAGGAAGAAAGUUCCUUCUGAAUCUAGUGAAUCUGAUCAGGAUGUCGAACACAAUGUUCAGGACAUCAUCUCCAACAUUCCUGAAGUUCCACUUGACAACAUCUCUUUUCACUCUGUUGAAAAUGUUGAAAAAUGGAAUUAUGUUUAUCAAAGAAGGUUAGCAUUGGAAAGGAAAUUGAGGAAGGAUGAGUUUGAAUGUAAAAAGGUGUUGAGUCUUAUUCAAGAAGUUGGUCUGAUAAAAACUAUAAUAGGUUUUAGGAAGUGCUAUGAAAUGCUGGUCAAAGAAUUUAUUGUGAACAUCUUCGAAGAGUGUGACAACAAAAGGAGAAAAGAAUUUAGAAAAGUCUAUGUCAGAGGAAGAUGUGUGGAUUUUUCUUCUGAAAUAAUCAACAGGUUCUUGGGAAGAAAUGGAGAAGAACAAGCUGAAAUUAAAGUCUCAGACGAUGUCGUCUACAAAGAGAUAACUGCCAAGCAAGUAAAAGAAUGGCCAAGGAAAGGAAAACUAUCUGUUAGUGACUUGAGUCUCAAGUAUGUUGUUCUUCACAUAAUUGGAGUUGCUAAUUGGGUGCCCACUAAUCACACCUCUAAUAUAGCUAUUGGGCUAGGUAAGUUCAUGUAUAUUGUUGGGACCAAGUCAAAUUUUGAUUUUGGGUCUUAUGUUUUUUAUCAUACUAUGAAACAUGUUGCAUCUUAUGUUGUUAAACUGCCUAUAGCUUUUCCCUCUUUGAUUUGUGGAGUUAUCCUAAGUCAACACCCCAACAUAUUGAUCAAUUCUGACAGUACUUGCAAAAGGGACCCUCCUCUCUCAUUGCAUUAUAGAUUGUUCACUAGGAAACAUGUCCUAGACAUUGUCAUGACAUCUGGACAUACGUCUUCAAGGUCCACUAACAGGACAAGCAUUCUUACUAAGCUGAAAGACACCUGCAAGACUUUGGAUAAGACUAUAAAAAGUUGUACUAAAAGGAAAGGCAAACUUGAAAUGUUGAUUAAGGCUCUUUCUGAAGAGAAAGGUGGUGAGAAAACUGAUAGAACUGAUGAGGAAGAGGAUAAUGAAGACAUAAUUGUUACUAGUGAUGAGGAAGAGACUAGCAAUGUGUAG
Lathyrus oleraceus (garden pea) is the source of this 1659-nucleotide messenger RNA. RefSeq lists its product as uncharacterized. NCBI's taxonomy places the organism in Eukaryota, Viridiplantae, Streptophyta, Magnoliopsida, Fabales, Fabaceae. The coding region runs from base 1 to 1659 and encodes 552 amino acids. The transcript has 3 exons. The record is from RefSeq and is a predicted model, not a curated record.